Sclerotinia trifoliorum is the source of this 6916-nucleotide messenger RNA. The record is from the annotation of a GenBank genome assembly. Lineage: Eukaryota; Fungi; Ascomycota; Leotiomycetes; Helotiales; Sclerotiniaceae.
CCCCGACCGAGCAUGCUGCCACCAUAAGAACCACGAAAAUCCACACAAGGGCAAAUUCAGCCAAUCAACGAGACCAACGAAUUGUACCAUCCCAUCCCAUACCAUACCACACAUUACCGUCCCAUACAUUACAUACACACUACACCCACACAUCAAUCAUCCACGAGACGAAAAAGCAAAACGAUCAAGGAAAACCGAAAAGUGCACCCUAGGUCCUUUCACACCCCAACCAUUGCAACCAUUCCCGCCAUUCAAUUUCAUUAUCUGUCUACGUACAAUAAUAGCCACCGUAUUGAAAAGUCGCGCCUCGCGUUCAAGGCUGAGACUUUAAAUUUCGAUACACGUCGUCGUCAACAAUAUAAAGUUUAUUCCAAGUAUCAAAUUCAAAAUUACAAGCAUCGCAUUUGUUGGAAACUGCUGCUCAACUGUCUAUUUAAUUUUAUUGCAUUACGCGCCUAAUAAAAUUAUUUUUCAAUCUUGCAGCUACAAGCAAACUACCGCUGCAGCUACACUACCAUCUAAGUACACACUCGCACACACAUAUACUUCUCCCGCGACAACGACCGUACGAUAACGAGGUUGGAUGGAUUAACGAACUUUCACGAAAUAUAUUCUUGGCACGUAUGGCGUUUUCCCUUUAAUCCUUUUCAUACAGAUAAUGAACCACGCGCGUAUUGAAAAUGGCAUCAAGGUAAUGUUUCACCUCCACUCCACCCCAACCCAACAUUUAAGCUGUGAUCAAUGCGGCCGCAUUGCAUUUUCAUUUGGUGGUGCAUUCGGGAAUUAAUUGCGGAUUUUGCUGACAUGAUCAACACGUUGAAAUAGAUUGGAUCGACUUGUCACGUGAGUAUCUUUUCCCUCGUCUCCUAAUUACUCAAUCUUUAUGUCUGGUUGAGACAAACCAAACCUUGGAGGUCUUCUUUUUUUUCAUGCCGUGGGGGAUCUUCGGAAUUGAAGAUCGAAGAUUGUUCUUGGAAUGAUCAGCAAUGAUCUUCAUUUCGAGAAUAUUCUAGAUGUUCUAGAAAUUUUGUCUCUAAAUCUCAUUUCAAAAUCGUACUAAUAUUUUAAAUAGGCUACUGGAAACAGGAAGCACUCCAUUAAUUAGGAAUACCGCUGCUCAACAAUUAGCUGAUGUACAAAAAGCACAUCCUGAAGAACUUUUCAAUUUAUUAACCAGAGUUGUACCAUAUCUUCGUCAUAAAACUUGGGAUACACGGACAGCCGCUUCUAAAGCAUUAGCCGGGAUUGUUGAAAAUGCUGAAAAGUAUGACCCAAAUGGUGAGGACGAGUCAGCGAAGAAGGAGGAAUUUGGAAUCAAGAAGGAAGAAGCCGUAGAGCCAAUACCACUUGCUGAAGGGCAACUAAGUCUUGGUACUCUCGAUAUUGUAUCCAUACUCAGGUAUGGAAAGGAGCUCGUUCGUGGUGGAGAUAGAGGUCAUGAUUGGGCUCUCGCUUCUCUGGACCCUGCCCAACGACUUGCUCAUCAAAAGAAAACGCUUGCUGGGCGACUUGGUCUUCUUGGUCCGUAUGCCGAAGAGGAACUCGAAUAUGAAAUUCCAACUUCCAACCAAAAUGGAUCCGGCACCCCAUUAGCACGUGAGGAUUCGAAUGGCUUCCCACGACAAGACAACAAUAAAGGCACAUCUACACCCUCGGAAGAAAGCGGACUGAGCGCGAGACAGUUGAAUCAAUUGAAACGGAAGCGAAAACGAGAAGCUAUGUCUGCUGGUAACAAAAGUAGACUGGUAGAUCUUUCAGUGCGGCGUACAAAUACUUCAGGCGAAGGAGAUACUCCAAUGCCAGAUGUUGGCAGUGAAGAUUCUAAAAAUCCCAUGGCUGAUUAUUUUACGAUGGAAAGAUCUUCCGAGGUAGAUGAAGAUUCAAAGGUCGUUUCUGAGUUCAAGGGCCCAGUCAUGCCAAUCAAAUCUGAACUUGAAACCGAGGGUGAACAAGAAGGAUUAGAAUGGCCUUAUGAGCGCUUAUGUGAGUUCCUUGUGGUCGAUUUGUUCGAUCCUCAAUGGGAAACCCGACAUGGUGCUGCAAUGGGUCUCAGGGAUAUUAUACGUGUUCAUGGAGCUGGUGCCGGAAGACAGCAGGGAAAGACUCGUGCCGAAAAUGAUAUGCUCAACCAACGUUGGCUCGAUGAUUUGGCUUGCCGAUUGUGUUGCGUUUUCAUAUUAGAUCGUUUCGGAGACUACGUUUCAGAUACUGUUGUUGCACCUAUCCGAGAAACAGUUGGUCAAACCCUGGGUGCUCUACUCAUUCACCUUCCACCUCCGGUGGUUUAUGCCGUUCAUCAUAUUUUGUAUCGUCUCGUUAUGCAAAAUGAUAUCGAGCUUGAUAAACCAGGCUGGGCUAUUUGUCAUGGUGGUAUGAUUGGUCUCCGCUACUUGGUCGCAGUUCGAAAUGAUUUGUUACUGAAAGAUAACGAUCUGAUCGAUGGGGUCAUACGGGCCGUGAUGAAAGGGUUAGGUGAUUGGGAUGAUGAUGUUCGUUCUGUUAGCGCAGCGACUCUUAUCCCGAUUGCAAAGGAGUUUGUCAACUUACGACCUGAAGCAUUGGACGGUUUGAUCAACAUUGUUUGGGAAUGUCUCUCAAAUCUUGGUGAUGAUUUGAGUGCUAGUACAGGACAAAUCAUGGAUUUGUUAGCAAAACUGUGCAGUUUUCCUGAAGUAUUGGAAGCCAUGAAAAAGAAUGCUUCUCGCGAUGCAGAACAAUCUUUUGGUAAUUUGGUACCGAGAUUAUAUCCAUUCCUUCGACAUACCAUCACAUCUGUCCGUUCGGCAGUUCUUCGAGCUCUGUUGACAUUUGUUGGUAUUGAAGGAGAGGGUACUAGAGAUUGGAUGGAUGGAAAAAUUCUUCGAUUGAUCUACCAGAAUAUAUUGGUUGAGAGGAAUCAAGAUACCUUGAGUCUAUCCCUUCAAGUAUGGAAGGCACUAGUAACAUUCCUCGCACGCGAUCCAGAACAUUUAUCUGCUGAGUUCUCUGCACAUAUUGAUCCCCUCAUGCAACUUACACUACAUCCUAUUGGUGUAUCUCGACAUCCAUUACCUAUGAACGCCACCCUUUUCCAACGACCAUCUGGUAAUUCCUACUCCCUACCAAGUGGUAUCGUAAGCCACGCUCGUCCAAACACUCCAUCGGGCCCCGAGCCCCCAACGAAAAAGCGUCGCAAGACUGCAAAGGUAGUCGAACCUACUCCUUCACCAUCAUCGCAUGACGUUGAUGGUCCAAUGAUGCAAGGUGAUGUGGAUCUAGUUGGUAUGGAUAUAUUAAUUAGAUCUCGUGCCUCGGCUGCAAAAGCAAUGGGUCUCAUUAUGUCUCUUGUUCCGGCGCCUGUCCUCGAAGCGUACGACGCCAGCAUUAUCCCAGGAAUGUGUUCAGCUUUCUCUUCUACCCAACUAACGGCAUCAAUUAUCAUCGACGAAUACGCAAAGAAUUGUAUUUCAAAGACUCAUGCUUUACGUUUCGAGGCACCCCUUACAAAGAUUCUCGAGGCCGAACGUCCCCUCACUUAUCGAGAUCUGGUUAGCUACACACAUCUAGUCCGAACUCAAUGUUCGCAGCUCCUAAAUACCUUUCGGGAUGUUGGCAAGAUUUCUCAAGGACGUCUACCGGUACUUGCAGUUGUCGUAGCUGGUGAAGCUGAAGCUGGUCCAGAUGCUUUCUCUAUUGUGACGGCCGAUAAAUGUGUUUCCGAGGAUUUUGAUCGCUUAAAGAAAGUUCUUGCUCCUGGCCAGCGUAUGAUUGCGACUCAAGCCCUCUCCGAAGCACGUCAAAAUGUCAUAGAAGUCAUUAACAUCGCUAAGAGCAUCAAAGAGCAACGAGAUACACGUAUCAAGGCCGCUGCUGCAAGUGCUCUGGUCGCGAUGAAAGUUUCACCCAAAAAGCCAUCUCAUAUUAUUAAGGCUAUGAUGGAUAGUAUUAAAAAAGAGGAAACCUUGGAAUUGCAACAACGAUCUGCCUUCUCUAUCGCUCGACUAAUUGAGAUCUUUGCAGAAGGUGGGCGCACAGGACCAGCGCAGAAGGUGGUAUCAAAUUUGGUCAAGUUCACGUGUAUGGAAACCUCGGAGACACCCGAAUUCGCGCCAAAUGCAAAUCUCACGACUGCCAUUUUAUCACUUCGAAAAGAAGAAGAUCGUAGAGAUCAUCCAGAUGCAGCAAAAUUUGCUCGAGAAGCCAAAGAAGCUAGAAUAACCAGAAGAGGUGCCAAGGAAGCUUUAGAACAACUUUCCGCAAUAUUCGGACCAGACUUGUUAAGCAGAGUCCCCACACUUAGAGCUCUAAUGGAACAACCACUACGACAUGCAUUCGGUGGUACACUCCCACGCGACUGCAUAGAUCCCGCCCAAUCAUCCGGACAAGAAGCAAUUGAUGGCAUGUCAGUAAUUCGUGCUUUGACACCCACGUUGGACAAAUCAUUAUAUCCCUUCAUCAUGGAGUUACUUCCCCUUGUCGUCACUGCUCUACACUCUGAACUUUCGGUCUUCCGUUAUAUGGCAGCCAAAUGUCUUGCAACAGUUUGCAGUGUUAUCACUGUAGAAGCUAUGACUUUACUUGUGGAGAAGGUUUUACCUUCUAUCAGCAAUCCACUCGAUCUCAACUUCCGUCAAGGUGUAAUUGAAUCGAUAUAUCAUCUUAUCGCUGUUAUGGGUGAUAGUAUUUUACCAUAUGUGAUUUUCCUCAUCGUUCCUGUUCUUGGACGAAUGAGUGAUUCAGAUACUGAUGUACGAGUCCUCGCCACAACUUCUUUCGCAACCCUGGUCAAGCUCGUUCCACUGGAAGCAGGUAUACCAGAUCCUCCCGGAUUAUCACAAGAAUUAUUACAAGGCAGAGAUCGUGAGCGUACCUUCAUUGGUCAACUUUUAGAUCCUCAUAAGGUUGAAGAAUUCAAAAUUCCCGUUGCUAUCAAAGCAGAACUUCGCUCUUAUCAACAAGAAGGUGUCAAUUGGCUGAACUUUUUGAACAAAUAUCACCUUCAUGGAAUCCUCUGUGAUGAUAUGGGCCUUGGAAAAACAUUACAGACAUUAUGUAUUGUUGCUAGUGAUCACCAUCUCAGAGCUGAGGAGUUUGCAAAAACAGGAGCCCCAGAUUCUAGGCGAAUGCCAUCUCUAAUCAUAUGUCCUCCUACUCUUUCCGGACAUUGGCAACAAGAGAUUAAAACAUAUGCUCCUUUCCUAACUUGUACCGCUUAUGUUGGGCCUCCGGCUGAUCGAGCUCGUUUCAGAGAACAACUCGGCCAAACUGAUAUCGUCAUUACAUCAUACGAGAUUUGUCGCAACGAUGUUGACGUUUUGGCGCCACUCAAUUGGAAUUAUUGCGUUUUGGAUGAAGGUCAUUUAAUCAAAAAUCCUCGAGCGAAAACUACCAUCGCAGUCAAACGCCUACUUAGUAACCAUCGACUUAUUCUUUCUGGUACACCAAUUCAAAAUAAUGUCCUGGAACUUUGGUCUCUCUUCGAUUUCCUUAUGCCAGGUUUCCUUGGAGCUGAAAAGGUCUUCUUAGAUCGUUUUGCCAAACCUAUUGCCGCCAGUCGUUUCAGUAAAUCUUCUUCAAAAGAACAAGAAGCUGGUGCUCUCGCCAUUGAAGCUUUACAUAAACAAGUUCUGCCAUUCCUCCUUCGUCGUCUUAAAGAAGAGGUUUUGGAUGAUUUACCACCUAAGAUCUUGCAAAACUACUAUUGUGAUCUUAGUGAUCUACAGAAGAAGCUUUUCGAGGACUUCACCAAGAAAGAAGGCAAGACGCUAGCUGAGAAAGCUUCAUCUGGUGAUAAAGAAGCAAAGCAACACAUCUUUCAAGCUUUACAAUAUAUGCGCAAGCUUUGUAACUCCCCUGCACUCGUUAUGAAAGAAGGUCAUAAGCAAUAUGAAGAUACUCAACGUCUUCUUGCCAAACAAGGAACUAGUCUUCGAGAUCCAAUUCACGCACCAAAAUUAACAGCUUUAAGAGAUCUACUAGUUGAUUGUGGUAUUGGUACCGAACCUUCAUCCGAAAAUGAGAUUACAACUGAAACCUCUUUCGUCUCCCCUCAUCGUGCUUUAGUCUUCUGUCAAAUGAAGGAAAUGUUAGACAUGGUACAAAAUGAUGUUCUGAAGAAGAUGUUACCAUCAGUACAAUUUUUACGUAUGGAUGGAUCAGUUGAUGCCAAUAAACGUCAAGAUAUCGUCAAUAAAUUUAAUUCCGAUCCUUCAUAUGAUGUUUUACUUCUUACGACAAGUGUUGGAGGUUUAGGACUUAAUUUGACUGGUGCCGAUACUGUUAUCUUUGUGGAACAUGAUUGGAAUCCUCAGAAAGAUUUACAAGCUAUGGAUAGAGCUCAUAGGAUUGGUCAAAAGAAGGUGGUAAAUGUUUAUCGAUUGAUUACUAGGGGGACUUUAGAAGAAAAGAUUUUGAGGUUAGUUAUGUUCUUUUUCCCCACGCGGCAUAAAAUCAUCUUCUGUGAUAUUGGACAAAAACUAACAUCUCAAAAAUAGUCUUCAAAGAUUCAAAAUUGAUGUAGCAUCCACAGUAGUCAAUCAACAAAACGCAGGGUUAGGUACAAUGGAAACCGAUCAAAUCCUCGACCUCUUUAAUCUAGGCGACACAUCAGAAGUUCCACUAGCAGCAGAUAGUAGUAUCCAAGCCGAAAGAGAAGAAGACAUGGUAGACGCAACGGGAGAAGUGAGAGAAAAGGGAAAGAAAGGCUGGUUAGAUGAUCUAGGCGAAUUAUGGGAUGGAAAGGAAUAUGAGGAAAGUUUCGAUCUAGAGGGUUUCUUGAAAACUAUGAAAUAGUCUUGGGAGAUUCUUAAUAAGUUGGUAGUUUGCACGCUGGAUUGGAGAAGCGCAUACCAGAAAGGUCUCUGAUGAUUGGCAAUUUUUAUGUAUGACUUAUAUUAAUUACCUAGUAUAUGAUAUGAUUAUGAUAUGAGAUUGGGAU